GCCACCAAUGCUCAACAUGACCGAGGAGCACGACAAAGCGCUGGAGGCUCCGUGCAGCCCGGCGGGCACCACCAGCUCCAUGUCACACGUGGACUCGGACUCCGACUCGCCGCUGUCCCCCGCCGGUUCCGAGGGGUUGGGCUGCGCCCCCGCACCCGCCCCGCGUCCACCCGGCGCCGCUCCGCUGGGGGCUAAGGUGGACGCGGCCGAGGUGGACGAGCGGUUCCCCGCCUGCAUCCGCGACGCCGUCUCGCAGGUGCUGAAGGGUUACGACUGGAGCCUGGUGCCCAUGCCCGUCCGCGGCAACGGAUCGCUCAAGGCCAAACCGCACGUCAAGCGGCCCAUGAACGCCUUCAUGGUGUGGGCGCAGGCCGCCCGCAGGAAGCUGGCCGACCAGUACCCGCAUCUCCACAACGCCGAGCUCAGCAAGACCCUGGGCAAACUCUGGCGUUUGUUAAGCGAAAAUGAGAAACGUCCCUUUGUGGAAGAAGCUGAGCGGCUCAGGGUCCAGCACAAAAAGGAUCACCCGGAUUAUAAAUACCAGCCACGGAGGAGGAAAAGUGUAAAAGCUGGGCAGAGUGAUUCCGACUCCGGAGCAGAGCUCAGCCACCACGCGGGCACGCAGAUCUACAAAGCGGACAGCGGGCUGGGGGGCAUGGCCGAGUCCCACCAUCACGGCGACCACACAGGUCAGACCCACGGGCCACCCACCCCACCCACCACCCCCAAAACCGACCUCCACCAUGGCAGCAAGCAGGAGCUGAAGCACGAGGGCCGCCGCCUCGUGGAGAGUGGCCGCCAGAACAUCGACUUCAGCAACGUGGACAUCUCAGAGCUGAGCAGCGAGGUCAUCAACAACAUGGAGACCUUCGACGUCCACGAGUUCGACCAGUACCUGCCGCUCAAUGGCCACGCUGCCAUGCCGGCCGACCACGGCCCCAACGCCGCCGCCGGCUCCUAUGGCGCCUCCUACUCCCACUCGGCCACGGGCACCGGUGGGACCAACCAGGUCUGGACUCACAAAAGCCCGGCCUCGGCGUCGCCGUCGUCUGCUGACUCGGGCCAGCAAAGGCCGCACAUCAAAACGGAGCAGCUGAGCCCCAGCCACUACAGCGACCAGUCCCACGGCUCCCCUGCACACUCCGACUAUGGCUCCUACAGCGCCCAGGCCUGUGCCACCACCGCCUCCACCGCCACGGCCGCCGCCUCCUUCUCCAGCUCCCAGUGCGACUACACGGACCUCCAGAGCUCCAACUACUACAACCCCUACCCCGGCUACCCUUCCAGCAUUUACCAGUAUCCCUAUUUCCACUCCUCCCGCCGUCCCUACGCGACGCCCAUCCUCAACGGCUUGUCCAUCCCGCCGGCCCACAGCCCCACCGCUAACUGGGACCAGCCGGUCUAUACGACCCUGACGAGGCCUUAAAGGAUGCGUGGAGUCCCCCUCCCCGAGGGCUUCCCCAACGUAUGCACUAAUGAAGGAAUGAAGACGAAGAGCGUGGAGUGCCGCGAUAGUUUCCGAAGUGCCUCCUGAGCCACUGGGAACUCUGCUCGUUGCGACUGGAUGUCCCCUUGCUUCAAAACUCUCCAAAAGGACAGAGCUCUAUUUUUCUUUAAUACAAUUUAAAAAAAAAAAAAUUAAAAAAGAAUUUAAAAAAAAAAAAACAACCACCCCGACACCGCCACCACGAAAAAAAAAUAAAUAAAAGGACGGGUGAUUCCUUUUGAAUAAAUGAAGGACAAAACCAUUCGACUCCUCUGUGAGGACUGAACUGAACUUACUCGUCGUGGAAGUUGACACGUGCAAAAGUGGAGCAGGGGGGUGGGAAGUUGGGGAGGGGGGGGAAGGAAAAAAAAAUAAAUCUGUUUGAGACUUUAAGGGUCUAUUGCAAUGUGAGGAACGGACCAACCUUGAGGGCAAGAACUCACUCGGACCAACGUGGAUGAACCCCGAAAACCCGGCUAUUCCGUGAAACCAUCUCGUGGGAACAAACGAGUCUGGUGGGACCAACCAAUUAAAUGUCUGAAGUGUUUGUUGUUUUUUUUUUUGUUUUUUUUUUUGUUGAGAGUUCUUCUAAGCAAGGUUUGGCUGUAAUUAACAUUUUGUUUUUGUUUUUUGGAAGCUUAAAGUGUUUUUUGUUUUGUUUUUGGGUUUUUUUUUAAAUCUGUUAAAUUUUUUUUUUUUUUUUUUUUUUUUGUUGAGAGUUCUUCUAAGCAAGGUUUGGCUGUAAUUAACAUUUUGUUUUUGUUUUUUGGAAGCUUAAAGUGUUUUUUGUUUUGUUUUUGGGUUUUUUUUUAAAUCUGUUAAAUAUGUAUUUAUGUUCUGUAUUAUUUUUGUCUUUUAAUUAAUGAAGUAAUUUUGUGCAAAAAGUAGAAUUUUAAAAGAUUUUAAAGAUGGGGUGGGGAGGGAGCAUAAAAAAAAAUAGUGGAGAUGAUACAAUAAAAUGGUGUUAUGAGUCUAUAGAAUUUUUUCGUUGGGUUUUGGGUUUUUUUCGUUUUGAACCGCUGCAGCAGUCGAGUUUGAGAGAGGGACUGAACGAAUCUGCCCAUCGCAGACCUGGUCACCAACAGGAAACUCAAAUGGGAAUGUACAAUAACGAGGGGGGCAGUGGGGGGGAGGGAAGUUACUAAUUAAAUUGGGAGGCUAAAACGGUUGCAAAAAGGAGCAGGCAAUUUAUUUUUUUUUUUCUAGCUACCUGCUUUGGGGAGUUAAAAUUGGAUUUAAGGCAUUGCAGAGUCUUUGUACACUUUCAGAACCAGGACUACUUUAUAGGAAGAUGUAAUUUAAUGAGAAAUUAUCAACUUCUGCUUUAAUUUUGGCUUCUAGGGACCAGAUAUCAUCCAUCAAGCUGUGAAACUAAAAUCUUCUCCACUAAAAAAUGUUUAGGUACUUAGUUUUAGACUAAUAUUUCAUUGAUAUAUUUCUACUUCUUCCAUUGUAUGCUGAGCAUAUAAUAACCAUCUAUUUUAUGGUAACUUGUGCCUUUAAAAACUUUGUAAAUCUAAAAACACAUUUCAGAGGUUAUCAUCUUUUUACCUUUUCUACGUUUCCUACUCUUUUUCUAAAAAUAUUUUUUGCAUAUUUCCUUUUGGGGACGUGGGGGUGGGGGAAAAAUACAGAAAACUCAUUUUUAUGCAAUCUAUUUUUCUGUAUAAAGUUUGAAAGACUUUGGCUGUUACUUAUCUGUUCUCUUCACUAGCUUCUGACUAAGCAAUGCUAACUUUUGUACAGAUCAAUUUGAUAAAAUUAAAAAUUGCUUUUUAUCAA
Calidris pugnax (ruff) is the source of this 3268-nucleotide messenger RNA. It is a transcript of the gene SOX8, whose product is annotated as SRY-box 8. The transcript has 3 exons. Lineage: Eukaryota; Metazoa; Chordata; Aves; Charadriiformes; Scolopacidae. Bases 8 to 1426 code for a protein of 472 amino acids. Gene Ontology annotation, cellular component: nucleus. Gene Ontology annotation, biological process: negative regulation of transcription by RNA polymerase II; neural crest cell development; enteric nervous system development. Gene Ontology annotation, molecular function: DNA-binding transcription factor activity, RNA polymerase II-specific; RNA polymerase II cis-regulatory region sequence-specific DNA binding. The record is from RefSeq and is a predicted model, not a curated record.